CUAGACCUUAACUCUAGUCAGGGUACAGACAAAAGGAAUGACAUUCUUGACUUCAUUCUUGCUGCAGCUGAAAGUGACCGCUCACUGUCUAUGAAUGAUUUGGUGGAUGAGUUUGUUACCUUUUUCUUUGCUGGUCAUGACACUACAGCUAUCAUUUUGUCAUUUAUGUUGGAGAACGUUUUACGACAUCCUGAUGUCAAAGAGAAAACUUUGGAUGAGGUAAUUAAGGUACUAUCAAAUCGUGAUGAUGUAGAAUAUAAAGACUUAAAUCAGUUGGACUAUAUUGGCUCAGGCGAAGCUGGAAAUAGCAUAGAGUAUGCUAUAAUUCCUAAGCGUUUACGGUCUGCUGUUAGUGAUGGAAACGAUAGCGCUUUUGACGAAAGCGGUGCCGUGGCAAAGACAAUGUAUUUUCAGACUCAGAAUCAAGAUGCAGGAUAUGAUCCGAAGAAUCAGAUCCAGUGCAGGUUUGCGUAUCCCAAGAUACCCAUAAAUGAGACUCACUAUGUGUCAACAAGUGCUCAGCCUGUGCUGGUGUCGUCAAACUUGACUUGGAUUUCUACUACACAGACCAAGUUGGAUAGUAUUUAUUACGAACCCUUUGUGAUAUCUGCUCGUGGCAUGCCCGGUUUGAAAGCAAGUGAUAAAUCCAAUAUUAUGUAUUGGUUUGAUGUUGAAAUGGAGUUCCGGGGCCGCAACAAUUUGAAGUCCUGCAUCCGCGUGAUCUCCGUCCGUAGUGUGUCCGUCGGAAUCGCUGUCGAUCUGUCUAACAGACCUUUCGUAGUCUGUAAUAUGAUGUUGGAGUAUGGACGGAGAGGUACUGACUGCCAUCUGGUGUUUAAAGAAGCAUUAAGACUAUAUCCACCUGCAUCUGGAACAGCAAGAGUUAUAUCCAAGAAUACAACUAUUUGUGGGUAUCCAAUAUCUCAAGAAACAAAUAUCUCAAUUUCUUUUUAUUGUAUUCAGCGUUCGCCAUCUUACUGGCAUGACCCUUUACAGUUUAAUCCCGAUCGAUUCCAUGAGGGUGAGAGCAAUAAUCUUCAAGCAUUCAUGCCAUUCAGUGUGGGAAAUCGAAGCUGUUUAGGCCACCAAUUUGCUGAAAUGGAAGUCAAGAUUCUUUUUGCUAAAAUUUUUUAAGAGAGUAAAAUUUGAACUUUUUCCAGACAAGAAGACUGGUCUGAUUGGUGAAGGCCUUCUUCUUGUGCCAGCCAGUGACAUUAAUUGUACUCUACAUGAAUUGCAAUAGUGGACAGUGUUAGCAAAGAGAAGUGAAAUCAAAUGUAUGCGUGUGUACUUACUAGUAGAGCUAGACCUUCUAUUGAUUACAAUGCUGUAUUGCUUGAAACAAGA
Molecule: messenger RNA, 1347 nt
Organism: Corticium candelabrum
Lineage: Eukaryota; Metazoa; Porifera; Homoscleromorpha; Homosclerophorida; Plakinidae
Exons: 3
Coding region: 91-1134 (347 amino acids)
Biological process (GO): cholesterol catabolic process
Molecular function (GO): iron ion binding; heme binding; cholesterol 24-hydroxylase activity
Source: RefSeq, a predicted model, not a curated record